Molecule: messenger RNA, 6304 nt
Organism: Neodiprion virginianus
Lineage: Eukaryota; Metazoa; Arthropoda; Insecta; Hymenoptera; Diprionidae
Product: sialin-like
Exons: 9
Coding region: 858-2444 (528 amino acids)
Biological process (GO): transmembrane transport; monoatomic anion transport
Cellular component (GO): plasma membrane
Molecular function (GO): transmembrane transporter activity
Source: RefSeq, a predicted model, not a curated record
AUGCUGCGGGACACGAAUAUUUUGCAAUCCAAGGGUAAAACCACAUCAGUCAUUCAGUAUAUAAACACAUCAGGGAGCAAACAUACCUGCUAGAUUCAGGAUAAACCCUGAGCCUACAAUGAGCAUAAGUUCGACCGAAGGUGAAAAAGUACUGCCCAAGAAUUGACAGAGGCUUUAAAGUGGAAGAGCAAACGCAAAGUUGGUACAGCCGACCAGAAUCUCAUGAUUGUUUACCCAGGAUCGUUUUAUAUUCGAGGAUAUGUGACAAUGCACUGAAUAUUAAUCUGAAAGGUCGAAAAAUACGGCUGACCCGAUAAGGCAAGUUUAUGACUUCCGCUUGAGUGCAAUAGAACCAUAACGAGAAGAGAAAAAAAGGAAAUUGAAUAACAUCAAAGUCGCCAAUGCUUGUUGGAAAUGAUCUCGAAUAAUUGCCAGAAAGAUCAGUUAAUCGGCGUGACCGGAAGUCAGCCGAAACUUCACCGUGCCUACUUCGUGUACACGAAUUGACACACUGGCUAAGACGUUGAUUACGUAGACUCGUAGAUGUUUCAACGGUCAAAACUGUUGCUUGUUGCUCGUCGACGUGCAGCACUCAAGGUCGUUCAAGGAAGCGGGAUACUUAUUGUAUCAAGACUCGUUAGCCUCGGUGACAGCCGUGAUAGCUGACCACUGAACAAUGGCCAGUCAGUGCGUGUCCCAUGAGUGACUACGAACUGUGAUCCCCCGAACUCGAACUGAUCGUAAAACUGUUUUCAACCUGCAUUUGGUGCUCUUCUCUGUUUCCGUAACCAAACCAUGUGUCGCAAGCACAGGUACUUUCUCAUGGACGUGCAAUUGGUUCACCUCGUGACGUGACGAUGGCGGCCCUCGUCAGACUCAAGAGGGGUAGCGUGCAGCUGCGGCACGCCGCUCUCGAAGUUAGGGCGGCAGUUCGAGCGCGACACGUAGUCGCGGCUCUGGUUGCCGUAGGCUAUGCCCUUUGCGGCGCCGUAGAAGUCAGCGCCUCCGUAGCCCUUCUAGCAAAGCAAGAAGACAACCAUGCUAUCAUCGACACGUCGUGGCAUUGCAAUAUGCUCGUCAAUAUCACGAGCCGCAAUAAAACCGAAGACCACGAAGUCAUUCUCAUGGAGUUACCGCAAGAGGAGCACACGGAGUCCAUUAUGCGCGAAGCAUUCCUCUGGGGUCAGGUAGCAGGUCCCAUUCUAGGGGGUUGCCUAGUCUGGGGUCGUUCUGGACCCUCCAUCGUCUUCUCUCGCGCUGUCCUCAGUGCUUGUCUGGCCUCGCUUUUGGUGCCCGCUGCUUGGAAAGCACCGUCGCACGUCGCACUCAGGUUGUUUCAAGGCCUGUGUACAGGUGCCACAAUGCCCGCGGCUCACAUGUUGGCGAUGACAUGGUUCAAGUCGACGCACAGAAGUUGGUACUUCUCUUGCUACGCGGCCGUAAGCGUUGGCUAUUGCCUUAUGGGGUGGAUUGGUACUGCAAUGGUUCGUGCCUUUGGGCGCGACUCACUGUGCUACGGACUUGCCAUACUCGCUGUUUGCUGGUACUUCGCUUUCAACCGCUGGGUUAAGAACUCUCCGAAGUCUUAUCAGCACGACACCAACGCAGCGGUAAUCCCCUGGGGAAAGCUGUUGAGGUCCGUUCCAGUCUGGGCAUCUGCAGUGGCAACAAUGGGCAAUCAAUGGGGUGAUGCCACGUUGUCUCUUGGGAUGACCAAGUACCUGAAGCUGAUAUACGGCUUUUCCACGGCGAACGACUCAGUGCUCACUACACUACCGCACAUUGGGCACUUCAUGGCUGCACUGACUUGCGGUCUCCUCGUGGACCAUGUUCGAGAAUCUGGUAUGGUCUCAACAACCACUGCCAGGAAGCUGGUUGUAUACAUGGCACACUUCGUACCUGCUGCCCUUUUAUUUGUGGCGGGAUACGCAGGUUGUCAGGCACUUGGUGCCGCUUGGCUCGGGAUCGCGGCCCUCCUGGUCUCCGGAACGGCCCCUGCUGGUGCCCUGGCUGCAGUCGCCGAUUUAGCUCCUGAAGAAUCACCGGCGUGUGCAGCGGCUGCGUGCGCUCUUUGCUCAACCCUCGGAGCAGCGGGACUUCUAGCUGCAAACUACUUCGUCACUCAAGCAAUUCACGGCUCAAUUGCAGGCUCUUGGCGGUUGGUUUUCGGGGUGGCUUCCGUGGUUCUAUUUUCGACAGCGGCUGUGUUUCUGGCACUUGGUAAGGGGGUACAGCAGCCCUGGAUCCCGUCAGUUGCCAGACCGAAGAGUCACGACGUGAUCUAUGAACAGGAUUCUCUCGAGCUUGACUAUGAAGACGUCGGAGUCCAGACGGAACCCUACGAGUUGUUCGAGGCCUACACCUUGACCGAGGACGUGGAGAGCGUAAAAGAAAUGCCUCGAUCCGCCUCAGUCCAUUCGAAAGCUUCAAAAUUAUCCGUAUAAAUAAUACAUUCCAACAUUACACAUCAGCUGGCUCUCGUCAGUGGAUUUGAUUGCUCGAGUACUGAACGUGCUCUGCAGCAGUUGAACAAUGAUACAGACCUGUUCUUAACAGAAGUUUGAAACCUUACAGCUUUUUCACGGUUCAAACACGUUAGAUCUAGGAAAUGUUAGACCGAUGUCAAGAGAGAAAAAUAACUAAGUGAAUGUGUGGCUACAAACGAAAAAUACAUGCAUAAUACAUGCUUGAUAAAAUUAAUUGAGAAUGAUAAUUAAUUGGAUCGGUGAGGGGACGAAAUAUGUCAACGCAUUUCUCUCAGCGGUAUAGGAUCGCAUUUGAUAUUUACAGACAUAUGCUAUGUAAUAAUGCCUCGUCUGCGACUUGCCAAUUUUUAGAAUUGUACAGCAUAUUUAAUAAGGAUAACAAAUUAACGUAUAGUUUAAGACGCUAGUCGUGGAAUUAUAAAUUUUUAAGAAAAUGUUACAGUAAGGAAGAUAUUGUAAUAAUAAUACUAACAAUAGUGUCAAUGAUGGGACCAGUAAGAAUUAUUGUUAUACUGAUGUACAGGGUGGUAUUUUUUAAUCGUACUAAGCAAAUAUCUCGAAAACUAGAAGAGAUACGAGAAAAAGUUUGAUCCAAAACCAGGGGGGGGGGGGUUUCGAAGGGGAUAAUGCUAAAUAUGGGUUGAUUUGUGAAUUGCGCCACUUUCUAGAUUUUUUGAAUACAUCGUGAUUUCAGAUAGGAAUCACGUAUUUUGACAAUCACUGGCGAUUAACAGGUUUAAAGACAAAUUCAAAAACGCAAAAACAUUUAAUUUUUACAAAUUAUCAGAAUUAUUUUUCACAAUCUUUAGAAAGUGAAAUACUUGGUCAUUUUUUGCUGAGACAAGGCAUUGACCCCAAAGUUUCAUUACUUUUUUACGGGCUAUGGGAGUCGCGUGAUCAUCUCAAAAACACGAUUCGUAUAAUUGUUUCAAACCAUGGGGAUCGAUGCUUUAUUUAACGGAAAGUGGUUGAGUAAGUUGCUUUUUCGACAUUGAGAAAAUUUUUGGAAUUCUUAAAUUUAUCUAAAAAUUCUCACCUUUUUGAAUUUGUCUUGAAACUCAGUAUCAGUCGUUCAUAGUCAAAAUAUGUGAUCCCUAUCUAAAAUCACGAAAUUCUCGAAAAAUCACGAAAGUGGCGUAAUCCACAAAUCAACGCAUAUCAGUGUUAUCUUUCCUCUUCAAACCCCGUCAAUUUUGUGUUAAACCUUUUCUCUCAUCUCGACUAGCUUCCGAGAUAUUCGUCUGGGGCAAUUAAAAAAUACCACCCUGUAUAGAGAUGCAGGUCUAGGUUUUAUCUCAGAGACACAUAUCUUUUCAACAGCAUUCGACCCCAUUUCUCGAACAAAUUGUUCUUAUUCUAGGAUCACGAUACUAUCGAAAUUGUAAGCUAGAAACUUUCUAUGACUUUUUAUAAACUGAUUUGUUGCUUUCCCAUACAAAUUAAACUUUUGUCUAGGAAAAUAUACCUUACAUAUCAUAACAAGAAGCACCUUUUACAUCGUUACCUUCAGUUGAAUAUCAUAUCUUUUCAGCGGAAACUUUGUACGAAACUUGAUGAAAAUAUUUUGUCAGAAGUUUCCUCAAAGGUUUUGAGUUUAAAAAAUUGUUCUGAAUUGGAAAUUUUCAAGGUUAUUGAAUAAGAAUUGGAGAAGGAUGAGUGAAGGAUAAAAAUAAGAAUGGUUUGAACCGUAAGGUAACGACAUUUCAAGAAAAAUCUGCCUUAUUUUUCGAAGUUACUCAGAAGCUGCGAAAUAAAGUUGUUCAAAUGUACAUAGUAGAUAAAAUUAUAUGAAAAUCUAUGAAAUUAAUAUUUUAAUUGAAGAUAGAGAUGGAAUGAACACCCUCAGAUAAUGUCGUUUAUCCGAAAAUUUCUAUCUCACAUAUUUUUAACUAUAGCUGUUGGUUAAUUCUUUAAAUAUAUAAUUUACAUACGAUAGGAAUAACUGUGUUGUAAGUUUUAAAAAAACAAGGAAAGCAAUGAAUUAUUCUUGCUCUGUGAAUUUGAACAAUUGUGUAGGAAGCGAUUUUAACAAUAUGAAAGCAAAAUUAGUAAACUGUCAAUUUCACGUUUUGUGACCCACAUUGAAGACUACUUGCCAAUAUGUGAAGCUUAAAAUUUCUUAGAUCUGAACUUAAUCACUGAAAAAACCCUUGAUAAAUAUUUACAGUUAUCAAGCAACACGUGCACGUUAUCCAGAAAAUAGUAGAAAUCGUUUGAUUAAAUCUGGUUGAUUUUCUGACCAACGCGCAUAUGUUUCUACCACUACAAGUGUUUCAAAUUCAUCAUCACGUAGAUCGUAUGUAGUGUAUGUAUUCACCCGAUAUCAUUCAUAUUACAAAAACAUUACAAAAAUAUUACAACUAUGAUAUUUCAUGUUUCUGUGAAUAUUUUAGUCAGAUUUUUGUGACAUUAUAAAAGCAACGUAACGUUUGUACAGAAAUAUGAAAUUUAUCGUGUUUUUUUAAGUAUUCAUUGAACGUUGGAGUGUAAUGUUUUAAUAAUAUUUCUUCAAUGUUUCAGAGUUCAAAAAGAUAAAUAUUUAUAAAAACUCAACAAGGUAAUUCUGGUUCCAAAAUCUUCCUUACAUUAUUAGAUCCGAUCACAUAUUUGAAGUUUUUGUUCGAAAGAAAUUAAUAUUAUUUAUUGAAUCUUUGGGCUCAUACUUCGAAUUCUGUAAUUCCCCUGGUUGGAAAUCCAGCACGCUAUCUACUCCUCGCUUGUCACAAGACGUUGCUUAUAAUUUCGAUAAUGAUGGAGAAUCGAAAUCAAGAUUAUACCGGGUUUUUAUAAUUUUUUCACAAUUUAAACGUGGAUACAAAAUUCAUUCAGAAAAAUUAUUUCGAUACGUGAGAUUGGAGAUGUCAGUAAUCCGCGUACGUACCACGAUUUGUCUUGACUAGUCUACCGUUUAAACUGCUUCAAGUUUUGAGUGCCCAAGCAAAUGUGUUUGGUGACCGUUCGUUUUUGAAAUAAUUUGAUAUGAUGCAAAUGUCGUACGUAACAUAUAUCCACUAUAGAAAGUUAACCUUUGACUGCCACUGUAGCAUAUUUAAUACAAUGACAAAACAGCAAUUUUCUUAAAUAUAUUCUCCAAUUCUGAUUCAAAAAUCCCGAAGUCAUUUGAAAAAUUGUAAAUGCACUCUAAAGAAAGUUUUCAAUGAAUAAUUUCAUUUUGAAAAACGUUUUACUUGUGCAUGAAAAUUGAAAAACUCUAUAUUUAAAAAGUGUAAUUUUUCAAAGAUUUUGAUUAAAAACAAUGAUUUUUUUCAACGCGAAAAAGGCUCGGCUGGUAAAGAAUUUAGAUUGGAAUAUUUUGGAUACGAGACAGAUGAAUUAUUUUGAUUAUCUUACGAAACGUCAACGCGAAAAGAUGAUACAUGCAUAAUUUCCGUUAACAUACCACGACCAAAAGUUCGGGUGGGUUCAGAAACUCCCUAGGACAGGAACAGAGCUAGUCAGGUCGCUGACGCGAGAACAAAUGAUGUGUCAGUAAGAAUGAUUGCUAACAAAAUUGACUGCAAAAUUUUCAUUGGUUAUCAUUGUACAAGUGCUGCUGCAUGCCCGACGAAUAAACCAAUCGCAUCAUUCUUACACAAUAAUACUCAAAACACCUGAACUAAUGUUGGUAGGAGAGGUUUGAGUAUCUGAAACAGACGAAGUUAUGAUUAACACAAUGACAAAAGUGCAUGCACGGACAACAACAAUGUCGAGCCUGUAAUUGAAGAAACUAUUACACAUCUUUGCAAUCAAAAUCAAUUUUUUACAUGGAAUUAUUGAAUUAAAUAUGUUGUUUGAGUAAAGACUCAAUGUUUAUCGGU